Molecule: messenger RNA, 9957 nt
Organism: Mus musculus (house mouse)
Lineage: Eukaryota; Metazoa; Chordata; Mammalia; Rodentia; Muridae
Gene: Btrc
Product: beta-transducin repeat containing protein
Exons: 14
Coding region: 4043-5563 (506 amino acids)
Biological process (GO): non-canonical NF-kappaB signal transduction; ubiquitin-dependent protein catabolic process; protein K48-linked ubiquitination
Cellular component (GO): SCF ubiquitin ligase complex; nucleus; cytoplasm
Molecular function (GO): ubiquitin-like ligase-substrate adaptor activity; ubiquitin ligase activator activity; protein dimerization activity
Source: RefSeq, a predicted model, not a curated record
AGCAUGCAGCUAGUUUCCAGGCGCAGGUUGGACUUUUGCGGGUCAAGGCAGACCAGACAAGUAGCUUAUCUUGAGGGACGCAAGUAAUAGACCAAAUAUAGAGCAGCUAUUUCAGGAAUCAUGUAGGUCAUUUAAUUAUCCAUUAUGAUUGAGUGGCUAAUGCUCUUUUGGCAAUUACAUGACCUCUGUUAUUCUUGAAACCUUUCCAGGCCCUCGUGGGUCGAAUGACCCACCAGUCAGUGCUCUCAGACUUCAUUCCACGGAGAAGAAAAGGAGAUGCUGGGAAGCACUGGCAUUUAGAAAUGACUGCUCUCUUUACUGACCACUCCCCAGAAUGUCCUUUGUACAGCAGGCAGUGAGAGGCAACUGGUUUUGAAACCAACUGUUUCUUCAUUGUCUGCAGAAGCAAGGAAUAGUCAUUGAUUUUUCACAGAGGGAAUUUUGGCAGGACACACUGAUGCCAAGAAAUUGAAUAUUACAGAUUUCAAAGCUUUCUGCUAUAACAUUAAAAUUAGUGUUUUAUAUAUGUGAGACUCUAUAGUAAGCAAAGCAGUUUUUACAUUUUAAUUCCAUAAAAUGACAAAAUACUGUGUGAUACCUUAUACUAGUUUUUACUGAAAAGAUUAUUGAUUAAAACUACCCUAACUUAAAUUUUGGUAAGAAAAAAUAGCAUUAAAUUGAAUGGCCAAAGAGCUAGACUGGGCCAAGUUUUUCAGCCUUAGAAACCAGACAUUUAUAAAAUCCAGAGAAGGGAAGAGUUUGUAAUUGUAAGGAAUAUGUGCUCGGUGGAAAAACUCACUGGAAAGCAAUAAUAGAAUAUUUUUCAAUAAUAAAGGAAGGAAGAGAAUGAUCAAAUAUGGCUAAGUUCCUAAUAACAUUAUCAGAAUUACCCAUCUCUGUCUUCUUUCUGGCAGCUACUUAUCUAGUUGGGCUUGUUGUUUUUAUUUUUGUCCCAGAAUGAUGAUGGUCAGAACUAUAAUAUUCAGGAAUGUUAAAUUAAUGUUUCCUCACUUAUUUUUUAAUCAACAAAGGAUUAUUAAUAUUUCCAAAGAAAAUUAUUUAUUUUUACUAAGUGACAGGAAAUAAUUUUAUAAAAAUAAUCUAGGUUUAUGGUUGUACAUCUAGAAAACAGAGACUGUGUUAAAUAGUAUUAGUGUAACUAAGUUGUAGAAUGUCAGAAAUGUAAACAACAUGGUGUAUAGUCGGAGAAUGGACGAUUAGAAAGCAUGUGACUAUUCUCCAGCAUUACAACAACUGAAGACUACAGACAUGCAAACAACAUGCAAACAUAUCCUUUUAAGUUGUCUUCUUUUAAAUAGGAAGGAUUUCUACUGUUAAAUUCUUCCGUUGGAGAAGACGACUUUUGAAAUCUGUUAAUUGUCAAAGCGCGUUGUAUUAAACAAAGACACAAACAGGAUUACUCAUUCCUAGGAAAGUAAAAUUACUUCAUCGUUACAAAGAAAUAUACUUGAGUACUCUACUGAUAGAACUCCAAGUUGGGGGUUGGUUUUAUUUUCAUUUUGUUUGAUAACGUUAGCUUUAACAUUCAAACAAGUCAGUUGUCGGUGUGUAUAACCUUUGGCCUGUCCAGAAAAGAAAUCUCCUUCACUUAAAUUUUAAUUCCUAGUCCAGUUCUCCCUCCAUGUUAAGCUACUCAGAAACCUGACAAUCCAGGAGGUGUUGUUAUGUUAGCUGCUUUCCUUUUAAAAACAUAAUCCACCCCUUUCUAUAAUAGAUGUUAUCAAAAAAUGAGAAAGCAAGGUUUACAGUAAAAACAAAGGUUAAAAAAGAUCAAGGUCAAGUAUAUGAAUAUAGUUAGCAUACUUAGCAUUUUAAGAAAAAGCAGAGAGUAUAAAGUGUGGUACGUACAAGCUGCCUCUUCUUCUUCUGCCUCUUCUUCUUUUUUUUUUUUUUUUUUUGAAACAUGCCUCUGUUCUUUAAAACAUACAUUUAAAGAGCUAUGCAGGACCAAAUAUUUACAAGAACCAGUGAGAAGGACAGUUUGUAAUUGUAAGAAAUAUUUGAUAAAAUAGUUAAUUUUACAGGGUAAUAAGAAUAGAACAACUUGUUAAUAAUAAAGGAAGUAAGAGAAUGGUCAAAUAUAGUCAACUUUAUAAUUAUAAAUUCCAAACCCAGAACACAAAACAGUCUGUGUUGUUUGUUUUGUAUUGUUCUGUUAUUACUUAUUUAGUUAGGGUGUUUUUAUUUUUGUUCCAAAUUGGUAAUCACUUGGAGGAAAUUAACAAGUUGAUCAAAUCUUAAAUUUUUUUGAAGAUACUGUUGAAGUGUAAGUAACAUCUAAGCAAGGAAGAUACCCAAGGUGAGGAAAAGAAUUUAAAAGAACCCAGAGAACAUACGAGGAACGAGCAUGCCAGAGGUCUCAGUUCACUGGGGUCUGGGCGGAUGGCCCAAAGGCUCUCUAGUUGCUGGCCUUAUUUUGAGAAAGAAGAAAGAUCUAUACAAUGUGCAUAGAUACCUUUGAGUUAUAAACUAACCAGUUAUUCAUAGGCGAGGCAAAAGUUCACCUCUUACUCACAUGCAGAUAACUGUGAUGAUCUCUGUAGAAGAUAGUAUAUAAAAAUGACAUCAAGGAAAACUGUGGCAUACAUGAAAUUCUCCCCAGUACAUAUUCAGGAGGGAUAGUAUCGUGAAGAGGGCAAAAAGACUCUUCAAUUGCUUUUAAACUUAAAAGUUUGUGCAGAAGUAAAUCAAACUCCUUGCGGUUUGGUCCCAUGGUAGAUGUGCUUGGCCUUUUAUUUCAGUCUUUCAAUCCUACAUUCGCUUGGCAAAUGUAUCUUAGUUUACUGUGCUCAUUUAGCCUUAUGGGUUGAUUUUUGGUUUCCUUUUUUGAGGUGGGGAGGUUGUUUUGGGGUUUUGUUUUGUUUUGUUUUGUUUUGUUUGGGAGACAGGUAGUCCUGGCAGUCCUGGAACUCAGAGGUCUGCCUGCCUCUGUCUCCCAGAGUGCUGGCACUAAAGGUGUGUACCACCACCACCCAGCUGUUUUUGUUUUUUAAACCAUGAAAUAUAUGUAUGAAAAUAUUUUUUAAAGGAAUAUUAGUUCUGGUCUGACACACAGGGGUCUAUUUUGUUGUUCUAUUUCAGUUUGAAAUUUUAAGCCAUGUUAUUAGAGUUCGGUGACUGCAUUGUCAUGUUCAGGUGAAUAAAAUAAUUUUAAAACUUCACAGCCUACAGAUCUAAAUGGGUAAGGAAUAAAGUAUGGUUUGAUUUUUCAAUUAAGUCUUUAGAGCCCAGAAACUUAGUUUUGUGUUUACAUAGACUGUUAUUCUGGUGUAGAACAUGUUAAGUUAAUUAAAAAUUCUUAUAUAUACUUAGAGUCAUUGCUAAGUUGAUGUUCAAAUCUUUGAUUAAGAAGACACAAAGCUAAAUAUGUUCAGACAGCUGUCAUCUCUCCUCUUCAGAAAAUAGAGAUAACUGUUUUAGCUGUUUUGGGGAAUGGUCCCUAUAUUGAUUGCUGCAAAUUUGUUUUUCUCUUAUAUCUAUGCUUUAAUGAUAAAAUACUAUUGUCUUGAUUAUGAUGCUUGUUGACUUGAAAGUGAACAAAAGCAACAUUGGCGCCUCUUCUCUUGUCUCCCCCGGAACAGCUCCUCUCUGUCUUUAUCAGAGCAUCUCAGUGCUGAGCUGAGCUUGUUUAUCUUAGAAGAGCAGGAGGCAGGCUUUUAGGGAGUAAGCUGCAUGUUCCAGAAUAACAGGCACCAAUGCUGUUUGGCUUGAAGAACAUUUGAUCUCUUACAUUAACAGCCCAUGUCACUGUAAUAGCGAGUACAGUCAGGCUGUUCAGUUUUCUAUUAUUUUAGCUUUGAAAUAACCGUUAGUGCUGCUCCAAACUCCCUGUGUAUAAAACUGUACACUGGCUGUCCCCCAGGACUCGUGAGUAAACAAGAAUUCCUCAGAGAGAGAAGACUGUAAUAAUGGCGAACCCCCUAGGAAGAUAAUACCAGAGAAGAAUUCACUUAGACAGACUUACAACAGCUGUGCCAGGCUUUGCAUAAACCAAGAGACAGUAUGUCUAACAAGCACUGCUAUGAAGACUGAAAAUUGUGUGGCCAAAGCCAAACUUGCCAAUGGCACUUCCAGCAUGAUUGUGCCCAAGCAGCGGAAACUCUCAGCAAGCUAUGAGAAGGAAAAGGAGCUGUGUGUCAAGUAUUUUGAGCAGUGGUCAGAGUCUGAUCAAGUGGAAUUUGUAGAACACCUUAUAUCCCAAAUGUGUCACUACCAGCAUGGGCACAUCAACUCCUACCUAAAACCUAUGCUGCAGAGGGAUUUCAUAACUGCACUGCCAGCACGGGGUCUGGACCACAUCGCUGAGAACAUUCUGUCAUACUUGGACGCCAAGUCACUGUGUGCUGCUGAGCUCGUGUGCAAGGAAUGGUACCGCGUGACGUCGGACGGCAUGCUGUGGAAAAAGCUCAUCGAGAGGAUGGUCAGGACGGACUCUCUGUGGCGAGGCCUGGCAGAGCGCAGAGGCUGGGGACAGUACUUAUUCAAAAACAAACCUCCUGAUGAGAACGCUCCUCCCAACUCCUUUUAUAGAGCGCUUUAUCCUAAAAUCAUACAAGACAUUGAGACAAUAGAGUCCAAUUGGAGAUGUGGGCGACAUAGUUUACAGAGAAUCCACUGCCGGAGUGAAACAAGUAAAGGGGUUUACUGUUUACAGUACGACGACCAGAAGAUAGUCAGCGGCCUUCGAGACAACACCAUCAAGAUCUGGGAUAAAAGCACACUGGAAUGCAAGCGGAUUCUCACGGGCCACACGGGCUCCGUCCUGUGUCUGCAGUACGAUGAGAGGGUGAUCAUCACAGGCUCCUCAGACUCCACCGUCAGAGUGUGGGAUGUAAAUGCAGGUGAGAUGCUAAACACAUUGAUUCACCACUGUGAAGCCGUUCUGCACCUGCGCUUCAAUAAUGGCAUGAUGGUGACCUGUUCCAAAGACCGUUCCAUCGCUGUGUGGGAUAUGGCUUCCCCAACUGACAUCACCCUCAGGAGGGUGCUGGUGGGACACCGAGCUGCGGUCAAUGUUGUAGACUUUGAUGACAAGUACAUCGUUUCUGCCUCUGGAGAUAGAACCAUAAAGGUGUGGAACACAAGUACCUGUGAAUUCGUAAGGACCCUAAAUGGGCACAAGCGUGGCAUCGCCUGUUUGCAGUACAGAGACAGGCUGGUGGUGAGCGGCUCCUCUGACAACACCAUCAGGCUGUGGGACAUAGAGUGUGGAGCAUGCCUGCGAGUGUUGGAGGGCCAUGAGGAGUUGGUACGCUGCAUUCGAUUUGAUAACAAAAGGAUAGUGAGCGGAGCCUAUGAUGGGAAAAUUAAAGUGUGGGAUCUUAUGGCUGCUUUGGACCCGCGUGCUCCAGCAGGGACUCUCUGUCUGCGGACACUUGUGGAGCAUUCUGGAAGAGUUUUCCGCCUCCAGUUUGAUGAAUUCCAGAUUGUCAGUAGUUCACAUGAUGACACAAUUCUCAUCUGGGACUUCCUGAAUGAUCCAGCUGCUCACGCUGAACCGCCCCGCUCCCCUUCUCGGACAUACACCUACAUCUCCAGAUAAAUAACCCAACACUGGCCUCAUAAUUGCCCAGGACUCGUUAAUGUUGCAGUAUUUAACAGACCUGCCAAGACCAGGAUGAACAACAAUCAAACUCCUACCCGGAUUCCCGGACGGAUGAGCGAGGAGCAGGGCUUUGAGACUCCUGUUGGGACACAGUCGGUCAGCAGCCGACCAGGACGGCCUGCUCGGCACCGGCUGCCUCAGUGCUGCUAUCAGAAGAUGUCUUUAUCUUGUGUGAAUGAUUGGAACUUCCAAGCCUCCCUCCCCUUCCCUUCCCCUUCCUCCCUGCACCUGUUUCCCUCCCAUUGGGUUCCAGACAAAGAUGACUUAUAAAUAUAUUUAGUGUUUUGCCAGAAUCUCUCUUGCUUUGCCGUUAAGCAGAAGAACUAGUUUCCCCACCUGGCCCACUUCUAGGGGACAGGGGCUGCAGCUUCCAGGCAGAGACUGCCUGGCCUCCUCCUGUUAACUGCAGGAGUGUCCAGCAUCUGGCCAGAGCAGUCCCAGCCACUGCGUGGGAGGAGACAGCUGCCUACACAUCUUGGAGGGGAGAGAGAGAGAGAGAGAGAGGAGAGGCGCACACACACUGGAAGAUCUGCACUGCUGCCUCCCUCCAUUGUCUGGGUGUCUGUCCCUCUUCCCUGCUCCCAUACUCCAUCUUGAGCCUGAGAAGGUGUGCAAAGAGAGUCCUCAGCUAGCAUGAGGCGGAUCACCUAGACAAUGUGACACUUGCAAGAGUUGAGUUCGUCCUUAUUUCCAGCCCAGGCUUUUGCUGCAAGUGACCAACCUGGGGCACCAGUGGAUUUGUGACCAUGACAUUGGUCAGUCACAUUUGCAGCUUUCUCCUUCCCUGUGCCCUGGGGAAGGGCAGGAAUGUCCUGGGCACCAUCAGUGCUGUGUCUGCUUCGGACUCAGCGGUCUUCCUCGGUCCCAUGUAGAGUGGAGAGGAGCUGCUGAUUGCAUUCCUCUCAUUAACAAUUAGAUGUGUAAUAAAAAGCAUUGUGCUUCAUCUUAAAUCACUGGCGAGGCUUGGCCUGCACAAAGGCUUGGAAUAGCCAGCACCAGGCACCACUGCACUCUGCUCUGUGGCUCGAAUUUGUUCCUCGACUGAGCUGGAAAGCACCCAGGGACCUGUAACUGCCCACCAAGAGCAUAGUAGCCUAAGAGAUGGUCAGGAGAGAAACAGAUUCUGGGUUAGGCCAGUAAAUGUCAGCAUCUCAGCCUUCCACUGCAGGUCCUUAUGCCGAGUGCUUGCAGAAAGGCGAGGCUGCCAGAGGGGAUCAGGGUGAAGCUUGGCACACAGGGUUUACUGAUAAGCAAAAGCUGCCUUCUCUUUCUUUCCUUCUCCCAGCCUUAUUUGCUGUCCACUUUCCCCAGCCAGUUAGCUGGCAGUCAGUGAUGACAUAAGCGGCUGCACUUCCACAAGGGCAGAGCUAAGCAGGUCGUGUACACGGCUGCACUGGGCCCCUGCCAGUAGGCUCCAGAUGCAGACACUCAUGGCCAAACCUGGAAGUACUUGAACUGAAAACCAACUUAGUUACCCCACAGCAUGCACAGGGCCUGCCAAGGGGUGACUUAGGCCACAGUGCAGCCUCGGUUUCACUUGGAAGCCAAGCAGUCAGACUGUCAUGCUGUUCCUAACCGUGCAUUUGAGUUGAAGAAAACCAACUGAACAAGCUGCUUAAAAUAGAACGGGGCCCAUCACAUGUGGUCACAGACAGACCACCUUCACCUGAGCAGGAAGUGGGGCCCUUUCACAACUGGCCCUCAGAUAGACCACCUUCACUUCACUGGUUUGCAAGUUACCCCUUGCCCAACGUGUCCCACUAGUGAAUGCCAUUACGUGCUGGGUCAGGUCACGUGUACAGAUUGCCUUCCCUGUGUUAGCCGCAUUUCUCCUUUCCCAACCAACCACGUGUUGCAGACUUGUCUGGUUAACCCCGCCGAGUCCCUUGUCUGUUAUGUUGACUGUUAAUAGUGAAGGACUUUGCUGCAAAACGGGUCAGACAUGAAGAGACCUAAGCUGCUUCAAGAAAUGGUCUAGUGGCCACAAGUCUACCAGCCCUUCUUCAGUUCCAUGCUGCUUUAAGAAGUUAGGAGCUGGAGGACAUCUGCCUAGCGUGGAUGCCCAGGAUUAGGGGGCAGUGUGGGCACUGCUGCAGACUGGUUGGUGCCAGGGCUGUGCUCUCCUCCCAGGUUCAGCUGGAGGGUGCUGUUCUGAAGCCAGCCGGGAAGUGUGGCUGCCCGUUGUCUCAGGCUGGGGUGGACGCUGCUCACUGAAGCCCAUAGAGUGGUUAAGCUCUUUCUGCAGCUUGCCCUCGCCACUGCUGAUGGAAAUGGGAACAAAGUUAAGUGGUCUGAGCACCUGAAUUGCUCGCAUUUCUCAGCUCUGGGGGUCAUUUACCAGUUCAUUGUAGAAGAAACAAUCAGGUAAGAAGUUCAUUUCCAGAGAAGGUGAACCCCGCUUACCAUCUCUGCAUGAUUUCAGUGGGAAUUGAUUAUCACUGAUCCCCAACUGGGCGAGAUGUAAAGUUUGACCUUUUUAAAAAGAAAAGAGAAACAAAGAACAUCUCCACACAUUUAAAGGAAUAGUAGACAAGAAGCUUCGGGUGUCCUGUGGCUCGGAGACGAGAGGAGAGUCUCGGGUCAGGCUUGGUUUUUUGUUUGUUUGUUUUGUUUUGUUUUAACUAAAAUCUACUUUCCAAAAUAAAGGCUGCAAGACCUUCCCUACUGACAGGCUGAGGUCCUUAGGCAGCUGAGUAAAGUGCACAGGGUGCCUGCUGGAGAGCAUGGCUUCUGUCACACUGACAGUGUCUGGACAAGGCCAACCCAUGCCUUGCUGCUCAUGUGGGAGAGGGAGAGAGAGGGAGAGAGAGAGAGAGAGAGAACGCGCGCUGUUUUGCCUCUGCUGCUAGGGAUGUCCUUUCCUUUGAAGUAUAGUUAGAAAGUGGGUGUGAAUUAUGGAUGGAAAGCCUUUUACACUUGUCCCUUGGCUAAAUUCUUUCUGAUUUGUCCUAACUUUAGAGACAGAAACUGUUUGGAACUCUGUUGACAAGUAAUAAAGUCUGGCUCUCAGUAGCUUGUUUUGGAACUGAAAAUGACAUCGAGGCUCCUAAAUCAUUCUGUAAGGGGAAAAAAAAAAAUUUUUUUUAACAAUCCAAAGCUGCAGAGAAGGCUGUGUGCAUCCAUCCAGUCCCUUGCCUUGCCUUGCCUUGCCUUGCCUUGCCUUGCCUUGCCUUGCCUUGCCUUGCCUUGCCUUGCCUUGCCUUGCCUUGCCUUGCCUUGCCUUGCCGGCUCCUGGUCUGAGUGGCUGAGGUUGAUCUGCUUGCUUAGCAGUUGUCCAGAGUGGAGAAUACUGAAAGUAAUUAGGGCUGUGGUGGUGUUAAUUGUCUUAGCAUCUUCCCUUUGAGCUAAAUUGUGAUACCUUCCUGUCCUGAAUCUGAAGGAAGGAGGCCCACUCAGAUUAGUGCAGGCCUGCGGGCUAGGUGUGUUCUGAAGGAUGCCUUCAGGUGGAGAUGAAGCAUGCAGGUACCCAGCCCUGUGGCUGCACCCUUUGGUGAUGGCCAGUUUACAGUGGAACUGCAGGCCACACUAAUCUCUAUCCCCGUUUGGUUACACUCAGCAGUUUCGAAUGCACCAGAGACCUCCAAUAGGGUCAAUCCUAGACUCACGCACAUGACCUGUGGCAGUGUAGAGCCCACGUAACCACAGUGAGUGCAGUCAGUACGAGAGGGAGCCAUCCCCGGAAUAAAGGUGAGCUUUGCUGCUGGCUGUCUUGAAGCGUUAGUUCACGGAGGAUAUCAGAAUCCUUAAAGCCAAGGAGAGAGACCAAAGCAGGGAGACAGUGGCUACUGGCUUGCGGGAGGGAUGGACUGCGCUGCCGCCCAGGACCCUCCAUGGCUAGCAACCCUGUCUCAAAACAAACGACACUGGCCCAGUGCCUGUGGCCUAAAAUUCCCAGAGACAGUUGACUUCCCAAACACUCGCUUCUCUACAAACUCAGUUAUCUGACUUAGCUUCUAAGUAGGAGGGUGGGGAUGGUAUGUGUCCCUCAGACAUUUAAGGAAAGGUCCAAUAGGUUCGAUCUCUGGGUAUCAAGGAAACCGAUACCUUCCCAAAGCGGUGACCCUUAAACCCUAGCAAACUGACUGAGGGUGUUCAGUGGACGCCAGCAUGGGAACAGGCCUGGCAACAAGUGUGAGCCAGGGCUUUUGCUUGUUCGCUUUUUGUUUUCUAGAUUCUCCAGUGCUGACCGCUUUAAUUUUUGUGAUUAUGUUGUAGUGGUGUGUAGUCAAUGUACCAAUAUGUUCACAAGUUAGGAUGAUGGUAAUAGUGUGUUUUGGUUUUUUAACUGUUUGGGGAAAAAAAGUAAAUUACAAAUACAAGAUUAAAGCGAA